UCCUUCAGAUCUCCAUUGAACUAGAUUUGGAGGGAACUUCGUUCUUCUUCUACUUCCCCAGCAAUCCCCAGUCUUGUGCGUUUCGAGCCCUAAUUCUCCUCCAUGUGAAUCCCUCACCGAGUUCUCUUCACCUCUCCAGCUCUCUCAUCUUCUUGUUCUCAAUUCGCAAAUUGGUGACCUAAAGUUCUCCGCAGCAGUGCCCCGCCUGAGCUCCCCAUUUGACUCGCGAUUCCGGUAACCACGGGCGUCCACCACACCGGUGAAGUGCGUAUGGCAUAACACUUCUUUCAAUGGGUUGCCCCGCAUUCUUCUGAAUCAAUGCUACAUCUGCAUUCUUUUGCAAUCUUGUCGAACAUGAUCCCCAUAGGUCAUCUGAACCUCAUAUGCUAGUCAUCGAUCUGCGUAUUUAAUAAUUACGUCUGCGACCUCUCAAUCCUACAUCCUUCACUGACAGUGCCAGUAGAUACCUAGUGAUGAAAGGAAAUACGAAAGCUGUUCUGCUCUCUCUCACAUUUGGCUUUGUCCUAUUAAUGUCCUACUCUAUCUUCAUCGGUUCUUUUGAUCUCCGAUCAUACUUCUUCCCGCUGCUCCAGCAGCCUCUUCAAAUCGCAGCCUCCACCUGUACAGACCGUCCUCUCCGAGUCUACAUGUAUGAUCUCCCCCGAAAAUUCCAUGUUGGAAUGCUGAACCGCCGGAGCACUGAUGACUCCCCAGUGACUGCUCAGAACCUGCACCCAUGGCCGCGCAACUCUGGUCUGAAGAGGCAGCACAGCAUGGAAUAUUGGAUGAUGGCUUCACUACUGUAUGAUGGUAGUGCUGAGGACAUGGAGGCUGUUAGAGUUUCUGAUCCCGAAUCUGCUGAUGUGUUCUUCGUGCCUUUCUUCUCUUCCCUGAGCUUUAACACUCAUGGUCGUAACAUGACAGAUCCAGAGACCGAGGUUGAUCACCAAUUGCAGAUUGAUCUUCUUGAGUUCUUGCGGAAAUCGAAAUACUGGCAGAGGUCUGGAGGUAGAGAUCACGUAAUUACCAUGACACACCCAAAUGCUUUCAGAUUUCUCGGGGAACAGGUCAAUGCAUCCAUUCUCAUCGUUGUAGAUUUCGGACGACACCCCAAAACCCUGUCAAAUCUGAGAAAGGAUGUAGUAGCUCCAUAUGUACAUGUUGUAGACUCCUUUGUAGAUGAUGUUGCUCCAGAUCCUUUCGAGUCUCGCCCUACACUUCUAUUCUUCCGCGGAAGGACCAUCAGGAAAGAUGAGGGCAUUGUCCGUGCUCAACUGGCAAAAGUACUAGCUGGUUAUGAUGAUGUUCACUAUGAGCGGAGCAUUGCAAAUACGGAAAACAUAAGAUUGUCCACAAAGGGAAUGAGACUGUCGAAGUUCUGCCUCCAUCCAGCGGGGGACACCCCAUCAUCGUGUCGGCUCUUUGAUGCGAUUGUAAGCCACUGUGUGCCUGUAAUUGUGAGCGAUCAGAUCGAGCUCCCAUAUGAGGACGAGAUUGACUACACCGAAUUCUCCCUCUUCUUCUCUGUUGAGGAGGCGCUGAGGCCCAAUUACAUGGUUGAACAGCUGCGGAAGUUCGAGAAGGAGAGGUGGGUCGAAAUGUGGAGGAAGCUCAAGAAUGUGUCUCACCACUUCGAGUUCCAGUUCCCCCCGAAGAAGGAGGACGCGGUGGAUAUGCUGUGGAGGCAGGUAAGGCACAAGGUGCCUACUGUUAGAUUGGCGACCCAUAGGAGCCGCAGGUUGAAGAUUCCUGACUGGUGGGGUCGGCGGAGGUGAUGAAUACAUCGGUUCAAAAGAGAAUGUUUGUAUCAUGCGGGUAGAUUCUUUUGAUUCAUUUGUUUUAGUUAGAUUGAUUCUUGUGGGUUCUGACAGAUGGUUUUCCCAUGAGUCGUCGAGCAAUGGAGCAUGUUAUACUUCAUAUUGUGGUAAUGGGGAGCCCCUUCCGUUAAUCAGUCCAUUGUUUCCUCGGAGGGGAAACCACGAUGACCCUUGUGUACUUCAACAAAACAAUGUAACAGAGUAUACGCCGUUUGUUUUAUGGCAUUGAUAUUCAAAUUAAGUUUCGAUA
Molecule: messenger RNA, 2067 nt
Organism: Punica granatum (pomegranate)
Lineage: Eukaryota; Viridiplantae; Streptophyta; Magnoliopsida; Myrtales; Lythraceae
Source: RefSeq, a predicted model, not a curated record